AUGAGCGGAGAAAAGAGUUUGGAUCCUACGUCGGGACUGAGCGACUCUGAGGAUGAACUGGUGACGCGGCUGUGUCAUCGGUACUACCAGUCCCAAUACUAUACCCAGUUGCAAGAAGCAGUGCUUGUUGUGCUCAACCCAUACCACACCGCAGUCGACGUGAAUGGCGACGACGUAUUGCGCGCGUACCUGAAUGCGUACCGCGACGUGCGCUACACGACGAAUGCCAACCAGCAGCCUCCCCAUAUCUUUGGCGUCGCCUGCCACGCAUAUUACUACAUGCAACGCACCGGGCAGGACCAAAGCAUGUUUUUCAUGGGCGAGACCGGCAGCGGCAAGAGCGAGGCGCGAAGGCUUGCGCUGCGUGCUAUUCUUGAGCUGAGUGUAGCGCUUCCUGGAAAGCGCGGCGCGCGUCUCGGAUUCCAACUGCCCGCCGCGCUGUACGCCAUGGAAUGUUUCGGCAACGCGGAAAGCGACGAAAAUGUGAACGCAAGCGCGAUGGGGCUGUACAGUGAGCUGCAGUUUAGCGAAAAAGGGCGACUUCUUGGCAUGAAAAUGCUCAAUUACUACCUGGAACGCUCGCGUGUUUCGCCGAUGCGCUCCAAUGAGCGCACCUUUACCGUGUUUUACAUGCUCAUCGCCGGCGCUUCCCCGCAAGACAGACGCCGGUGGCGUUUUGACGACGUUCCCAGCUUCCGCCUGCUCACUGCUGGCGGCCGCAGCGUGCCUGGGAUUGACGCGCUGCGCCUCGACGCGCGAUUCCAGCGCCUGCUCGGCGCACUGGACACGGUCGGCCUACCCCAGCGGCGCGCCAUGUUCGAUACGCUCGCCGCCAUCCUGCACAUUAGCAACCUUGAAUUUGUGCACGAUGACGGACCACACACCGCCGCACGUAUCACCUUUGAGGAGCCGCUCUACAUCGCUGCGUCGCUCCUCGGCGUCGGCGCGAGCGCAUUGGCGAAUGCACUCACACACCUCACCAAGGUCGUCCGCGGCAAGCUCUGUACGGUGAUGCUGGAUGCAAAUGGCGCACUUGCGAACCGCGACAUGCUGAUGCGGAUGCUCUACUCGCUCGUAUUUGCGUGGCUCAACGAGCAGCUAAAUGUCGCGCUGUCGAGCGACCAAUUCACCACCUACCUGGGCCUCUUUGACGUGCCCAGCUGGAGUAACCGAAUCCACAACACACUCGACCAGUUUGCCGUGAAUUAUGCCGCAGACACUGUCCACCGCCACAUGAUGUACGCGCUGCUCGACCGUCGCGUGGACGAAAUGGAUCACGAAGGCCUCUCGCACAUGGCGCCGCUUCCCGCCGCUGCGGAUGAGACCGAGCGUGUGCGCCUACUGACACACUACCCCGGCGGCCUGCUCCAUAUCAUGGACGACCAGACGCGGCGCCGCUCUCGCAAAACGGACCAGACAAUGGUAGACGCCAUGCAAAAGCGCUGGGUCAACCACGCGGCGCUCCGCAUAGAUCCGCCCGACCGACUCGGUCCCCAGCCCUUCACAGUGACGCAUUUUCACGGCGAUGUGACGUACGACGCAAACGAGUGGCUUGCUUGGAACGACGAGUCGUUUGCGCUCGAGCAUGUCUCGCUCCUGCGCGGCUCGGGCCAUACCAAAGACGGCACGAGCGGUUUCGGCUCCUCCAGUCCGUUUAUACGCAGUCUGUUCAAGACCGCCGCGGUAUGGACGCAGCUGCCUACAGAGCAAGAAGGCGUGCUUGGCGGUCAGGCAUCGCUGCGCCCUUUGCGUGCUCCUUCGGCGAAACGCGCCGCGCGCAGCAACACCAUUCGCGCCUCGGCUUCGCGCAGGCAAGCUGAGCAUGACGAAGAGGUGUACGGCAACACCAUCCACGACGCCGAGCAUGAGCCAAAGCAUGGCGAGAUGCCGUGUGUGCUUGGAGAGACGCGCAAUGCACUCGACACGCUCCUCCACGUCCUCGACGAAACCAAGCCGUGGUUUGUCCUCUGCAUCCGCCCCAACGGAAACCAGCUGCCGAACCAGUGUGAGCCACGGAUGAUACGGCGCCAGGUGCACGCCAUGGGGCUCGUUCAUUUGCGGUGCAGGCAUGUGCGCGACUAUAGUGUGACGCUGACCUAUGUCGAGUUCUGCGAUCGCUACGGCGUGAUUGCGGGCCUCGACUCGCUGGGCCUGCUUGGUGUGCCGCGCAACGAAGCCAAGGUCCGUGUGAGCGAUGCUUGUGCGUUGAUGAACUGGAGCGAUACGCACGUUGCGAUGGGCAUACACAAGGUCUUUUUAACCUACGAUGUGUUCCGCGAGCUGGAGGACUAUUUGCGCGCGUGCGACCCCGAAGAAAUGCAGUACAAUUUGCGCAAGGCUGCGGCGGACGCUGUUACCGUGCCCGAUCCGUUUUCACCGUAUGUAGAUGCGGCUGUGGCGCCGGCAGAGCACCCCAAUCCAUUUGCGCCCGUACAAGAGGACCGCGCUGCGUCUUUGUACAUGGGCGAGUACGGCGCGCAGGAAACACAGAGCUUGCUACUGCCAGACGAAGACAUGGAGCAUGACACGACGACGAUUAUGCGCGACGAUCUCGACGCUGGCCCCGGCGAGACGGGCAUGGCCGAAGGGCCGCGUGUUGCGGAAAAGGUAUCGGUCUCGCGCCUGCGCCGCAACUGGGUCGCCUUUACCUGGCUGCUCACAUUCUGGAUCCCGUCUUUUGUGCUAAAGGCAAAAAAGUCGCUGCGCCGCUCGGAUGUGCGCAUGGCAUGGCGCGAAAAGUUGGUGAUCAACAUGCUCAUCUGGUUCGUCUGCAUCUGCUCCAUCUUUGUGAUUGUCUUUUUGGGCAACGUGGUCUGUCCGAAAGAGCACUUGAUCAGCACCGACGAGCUCGCUGGCCACAAAGGAAAGGAUGGCUACACGGCCAUUCGCGGCGAGGUAUUCGACCUUACUCCGAUUAUUGAUGCGCACGUAGCGGCGGUGCCUGUCGUCUCCCGGCGCUCGCUGCAGCAGUAUGCCGGCCAGGAUGCCACACACAUCUUUCCCGUCCAAGUCAAUGCGCUGUGCAACGGCGUCACUGGCAACAUCUCGCCCUGGGUCACCAUGGACAACAGCAACACCUCCGAUCCACACGCCCAGUACCAUGAUUUCCGCGCGCACACAAUGUACGAUGUGCGCCCCGACUGGUACUAUGAGCAGAUGUGGUACAUGCGGAGUCAGUACCGCGUCGCGAUGAUUGGAUAUACCAAUAAAGACCUCACAAAAAUCACCACCGACGGCCGCAGCGUCGCGUACUAUAACAAGGAGAUUUACGAUAUCUCGGACUAUGUUGCGAAUGGGAACCAAGGCGGCGUUCGUGUCCCCCAAGGUAUGGCCACGCCGCCCAAUCUCAACCGCCAAAUUCUCGCGCCCGAGAUUGUGGACCUCAUCACGCAAAAUCCCGGCGCGGACAUUACAAAGCGACUCGACGCGCUCAACCUCGAUCCGGCGCUGCUGGCGCGCCAGCGCGUGUGCCUGCGCAACCUCUUUUUUAUCGGCAAGGUCGACUACCGCAACUCUGCACGCUGUCAAUUUGCCUCCUACAUCCUCCUCGCCAUCUCGCUCAUCAUGGUCACCACGAUCGGGUUCAAGUUUUUUGCCGCGCUGCAGUUUGGCAUUGCGCGCCCCGCCGAGGAGCAGGAAAAGUUUGUCAUUUGCCAAGUGCCGUGCUACACCGAAGGCGCCGACUCGAUCCGGAAAACCGUCGACUCGCUCGCCAAGCUGCGGUACGACGACCGGCGCAAGCUUCUGCUCAUCAUUUGCGACGGCAACGUCGUCGGCGCAGGGAACGAAGCGCCGACACCCGAGCUGGUCCUGGACUUGCUCGGCGCCGACACGAGCGCGGAGCCAGCGCCGCGCAGCUUUGUGUCUUUGGGCGAGGGGGGGAAACAGCACAACAUGGCGCGUGUAUACAGCGGUUUGUACGAGCAUGCUGGGCACAUGGUCCCCUACAUUGUCGUCGCCAAGUGCGGCAAGCCCAGUGAGCACGCCAAGCCUGGAAACCGCGGCAAGCGCGACUCACAAUUGAUCACGAUGCGCUUCCUGAACAAGGUCCACUUUGGCCUGCCAAUGAGCCCACUCGAGCUGGAAAUGUACCAUCACAUCAAGAACAUUAUCGGUGUGAACCCCAGCUUUUACGAGUACCUGCUCCAAGUCGAUGCAGACACGGAAGUAGAUCCUGCCGCGCUCACGCGUCUUGUCUCUGCAUUUGUGCACGAUAAAAAGGUUGUGGGGCUCUGUGGCGAAACGGCGCUUUCGAACGAGCAGCAGAGCAUCACGACCAUGUUGCAAGUGUACGAAUACUACAUUUCCCACUACAUGGUCAAGGCGUUUGAGAGUCUUUUUGGCUCGAUCACCUGUCUUCCGGGCUGCUUUUCCAUGUUCCGGCUCCGCGCACCCGACACGCAGCGCCCCUUGUUCAUUUCUAACGCUGUGUUGGACGACUAUGCUGAGAAUCGAGUGGAUACACUGCACCUCAAGAACCUCUUAUACCUCGGCGAGGAUCGGUACUUGACUACGCUCAUGCUGAAACACUUUCCCGACCACAAGACCACGUUUGUGCGCCACGCCAAGUGCACGACCACCGCGCCCGAGAGCUGGCGCAUUCUGCUUUCCCAGCGCCGCCGCUGGAUCAACUCCACGGUGCACAAUUUGGUCGAGCUUUUGCGCACGCCACAGCUCUGUGGAUUCUGCUUGUUCUCCAUGCGCUUUGUAGUGAUGAUCGAUUUGCUCUCGACCAUCAUUGCGCCGGUCACCAUUGUCUAUUUGGUUUUCCUUAUUCUUGUGUGUGCCAUCGACGGAGGAACGAUUCCGCUCACGUCGGUCAUCUUGCUUGCCGCCAUCUACGGCUUCCAAAUGAUCAUCUUUCUCCUGCACAGACGCUUUGAUAUGAUCGGGUGGAUGAUUGUAUACAUUAUCGGCCUUCCUCUCUGGGCAUUCAUCCUCCCCCUUUAUGCAUUCUGGCACAUGGACGACUUUUCUUGGGGCAAUACACGUGUCGUCACAUCGCAGCACGGAGAGACGCUCGUGUUGCACAACGAAGGCACGUAUGACCCCGCCGAAAUUCCGCACAUGACCUGGGAAGCGUACGAAAACGAGCUGUGGGAGAAGCGCGAUGCGCACGACACGGCGCGGCAUGUGCCGGGCGCGCAAUCGACGCGUUCAGAAAUGGUGCGCGCCCCGAGUUUGUAUGGAUACGCAUCCUGCCCAAUUCCUGCCUAUUCUGACGAUUUCCACCGGUUCAGCAAGGGCUCCGAGGAUGAGAAGGUUUGGAAUGCGUGGGACGCAAGCUCGAUGGGGCACUAUGGCGAGAUGGUCCAUGUGGGAACGCGGCCGACGAGCUAUGCUUAUCGCGAUGUGCAGCAGGAGCCGCUGCUGCCGAUGGAGCCCACAGGAUAUACAUGGGAGCCGUUGGUCAAAGAGAAGCGCCGCUCGGAUACGUCGUUGCCGCUGCGUGCAGAUUCGCCACAGGAAGGGGCGCUAGUGGACGUCAAGCCGCACAAACUCCCCCACGACGAGGUCAUACGCCACGACAUCCGCAGUAUUCUGGCGCAAAGUGACCUGACCACGACCACGAAGCGCCAGCUGCGCGCACAGCUCCAGGAGCUAUACGGCUGCCCGAUCGACGCGAAGAAGGCGUACAUCAAUGCGCAAAUUGAGGCGGCGCUGCGCCAAGUAUAG
Molecule: messenger RNA, 5676 nt
Organism: Malassezia vespertilionis
Lineage: Eukaryota; Fungi; Basidiomycota; Malasseziomycetes; Malasseziales; Malasseziaceae
Product: chitin synthase
Exons: 1
Coding region: 1-5676 (1891 amino acids)
Cellular component (GO): myosin complex; cell septum; cell periphery
Molecular function (GO): ATP binding; cytoskeletal motor activity; chitin synthase activity
Source: RefSeq, a predicted model, not a curated record